Alexandromys fortis (reed vole) is the source of this 1164-nucleotide messenger RNA. RefSeq names its product heterogeneous nuclear ribonucleoprotein A0 (gene Hnrnpa0). Bases 141 to 1031 code for a protein of 296 amino acids. Gene Ontology annotation, molecular function: mRNA 3'-UTR binding. The transcript has a single exon. NCBI's taxonomy places the organism in Eukaryota, Metazoa, Chordata, Mammalia, Rodentia, Cricetidae. Gene Ontology annotation, biological process: mRNA splicing, via spliceosome. Gene Ontology annotation, cellular component: catalytic step 2 spliceosome. The record is from RefSeq and is a predicted model, not a curated record.
UCUCCCCGCCGGCAGCGGCGGCGGCGGCGACGACGGCGGCGGCCGGGCCCGGGCUCUGACGGCAGAGGCCUCGGCGACCGCUAACGGCGACGGCGACGCCGCGGAGCGCGCAGGGCGGGGGCAGGGCCCGGGUGGCCGACAUGGAGAACUCGCAGCUCUGUAAGCUGUUCAUCGGCGGCCUGAACGUGCAGACGAGCGAGUCGGGGCUGCGCGGCCACUUCGAGGCCUUCGGGACGCUGACGGACUGCGUGGUGGUGGUGAACCCCCAGACGAAGCGCUCCCGCUGCUUCGGCUUCGUCACCUACUCGAACGUGGAGGAGGCGGACGCCGCCAUGGCCGCGUCGCCGCACGCGGUGGACGGCAACACGGUGGAGCUGAAGCGCGCCGUGUCGCGGGAGGAUUCGGCGCGGCCCGGCGCGCACGCCAAGGUGAAGAAGCUGUUCGUGGGCGGCCUCAAGGGCGACGUGGCGGAGGGCGACCUGAUCGAGCACUUCUCGCAGUUCGGCGCCGUGGAGAAGGCGGAGAUCAUCGCCGACAAGCAGUCGGGCAAGAAGCGCGGCUUCGGCUUCGUCUACUUCCAGAGCCACGACGCGGCCGACAAGGCGGCGGUGGUCAAGUUCCACCCGAUCCAGGGCCACCGCGUGGAGGUGAAGAAGGCGGUGCCCAAGGAGGAUAUCCACGCGGGCGGCGGGGGCGCGCGGGCGGCGCGGGGCGGGCGCGGCGGCGGCCGGGGCCGCGGCGGCGGCGGCCGAGACCAGAACGGGCUGGCCAAGGGCGGCGGCGGCGGCUACAACAGCUACGGCGGUUACGGGGGCUACGGCGCCUACGGGGGCGGCGGCGGCGGCGGCUCGUACGGCGGCAGCGACUACGGCAACGGCUUCGGCGGCUUCGGCAGCUACAGCCAGCACCAGUCCUCGUACGGGCCGAUGAAGAGCGGCGGCGGCGGCGGCGGCAGCUGGGGCGGCCGCAGCAACAGUGGACCGUACAGAGGCGGCUACGGCGGCGGCGGCUACGGCGGAGGCUCGUUCUAGAAGCCGGCUUGCGGAUGCCGGGCGGCGGCGGCGGCGCUUCUCCCCUCCGCGCCCGCCCCAGGUGCCCUUGGGGGAGCCGCUUACCCGGGGGGGACACCCCCCGUCUGCCUGCCUGUCUCCCCCUGAAGGUGGA